Messenger RNA from Vigna umbellata (rice bean), 360 nucleotides. NCBI's taxonomy places the organism in Eukaryota, Viridiplantae, Streptophyta, Magnoliopsida, Fabales, Fabaceae. The record is from RefSeq and is a predicted model, not a curated record.
AUGGUAUCAUCCGAAGAUCUCGCUUCUUCACCUCCUUCGCCUUCCUCUCAGCCUCCGCCUGCUCCUCUUCCCACCACCGCCUCAGCUCCACCUCCGUCACCUUCGGCACGAGUAUCGACACCCGGUUCGCCUUCUUGUCCACCUUUUUCAUCGCCUUCUCGAGCUCCUUCUCCUCCUACUUCGCCAACCUACGUGCCUCCGCCUGAUACGCGGCUGCUUCGGCCCUCUUUUUGGCCUCUUCCUCCUUCUUCUUUGCAGCUCGUGACUUGGAGCCCUCGACCUCUUACCAGUACUGAUCUUCCUUUUGUCGAGUCUCCUUCUCCUUGGUGUUCACCCCAUCUUCUUCAGCAUCUUACUUAG